UUUGAUUAAGAUGGUGGGUAAUUUCUCCAUUGUUCGGGAAAGAUCUUCAUCCUUCACCCACGUUCACGUCUAUUCGGAAACAGAAAACCAUCAUUCCCAAUUACAGAACCCUCUAAACCCUUCUCCACUCUUCCCCCUUCAUAAUCCUAAUCUUGAACCCUCUCGAAACAUUUUCACACACACUAUAUAUACACGCUCUCGUUUCAUUCCAAUGCAUUCCAUCAGAAACGAAGUAAAUACGCAGCUAAACCUUCAUCUUUCUGUGACUCUUUUUCUUCAAAACAAAAACAAUAAUGUCGCUGAUUCCAAGCUUCUUCGGAACAGGGCGAAGGACCAACAUCUUUGACCCAUUCUCCCUCGACGUCUGGGACCCAUUCCAGGACUUCCCCUCCGCCGCACUCUCCGCUCCUCGCUCCGACUUCGCCAACGAAACCACCGCCAUCGCCAACACCCGCAUCGACUGGAAGGAGACACCUGAGGCGCACGUGUUCAAGGCCGACCUUCCGGGACUCAAGAAGGAGGAAGUGAAGGUCGAGAUCGAGGAAGGGAGGGUGCUUCAGAUUAGCGGCGAGAGGAGCAAGGAGAAGGAGGAUAAGGGUGACACGUGGCACCGCAUGGAGCGAAGCAGCGGAAGGUUCCUGAGACGGUUUAGGCUGCCGGAGAAUGCUAAGUUGGAGCAGGUGAAGGCUUCCAUGGAGAACGGGGUGCUUACUGUUACGGUUCCCAAGGAGGAAGUUAAGAAGCCCGAUGUCAAGCCCAUUCAGAUCACCGGCUGAAGAGCCUUAAAGUUAAAGCCCGAUGUGAAAGCCCCUCCAGAUGGCGGGCUAAGCAGUUUGCGAAAUAAAAUUAAAAAUAUAUAUAUAGUAUAAUAAUAAAUAUGUAUCUAUGGUUGUUGAGUGCAGAUGUGGACUCUGCUCCAGUGCUGCCAAUUACGUCAGUGUGGUUUUGAUUUUCUCUGUGUAUGUUUUUUAUGUUGAAUACUUUAUGUAAUUGCCUUAUAAUGUAAUGCAAGAGCUUUUUUUUUCUUUUAAGUGUCUUGUGAGUAUAA
Molecule: messenger RNA, 1048 nt
Organism: Arachis duranensis
Lineage: Eukaryota; Viridiplantae; Streptophyta; Magnoliopsida; Fabales; Fabaceae
Product: 17.3 kDa class I heat shock protein
Exons: 1
Coding region: 294-776 (160 amino acids)
Biological process (GO): protein complex oligomerization; protein folding; response to hydrogen peroxide
Source: RefSeq, a predicted model, not a curated record